AUGUCUAAAUUAUCGCGUGAGCAGUUAUGCAGUUGCAUUCGUUCUGUCUUGGAUAUCUCUAAGUCCACUACCUCUGGCUUUCUGGAUCUUGUGACUAUCCAAAUCGCUCUGAGGAAACAUGACCCUCAUAAGUUCACCAGAUAUGCCGGUGCACCAGAAUCGUUUAUUCGUGUGUGCAUUUUGGGCGAUGAGAAGCAUUGCGAUGAAGCUGCACUGUUGAAAGUGCCAUUCGUAAACCUGAAACAGCUGCAGCUACUUCAGGACAAUAAGACACUAGUUCGAAGACUAGCUCACAGAUAUGACGCCUUUCUGGCCUCUAAGGAAAUCUUGGAGGUGCUUCCGGUAUUGGUGGGUCCGGCGUUUGACAAGGCCGGAAAAUGUCCAACUCUUUUAACUCACGAAGAAUCCAUGGAAGAGAAGAUUAACGAACUUAAGGAAACCAUCAAGAUACGUCUCGACAAGUUAUCCUGCUUCACGAUGAUAGUGGGCCAUGCUGAGAUGGGUGUAGAUGAGCUGGCAGACAACAUAAUAGAAGAAAUGGAUCUUUUGACUGCUAUAUUGAAACGAUCCUGGAAUAAUGUGCACGAUUUAACUAUUAAAUCCUCCUCGGGGAUUGAAUUCGAAUUGCACUAA
This is a messenger RNA of Bicyclus anynana (squinting bush brown), 633 nucleotides long. RefSeq names its product 60S ribosomal protein L10a-like. NCBI's taxonomy places the organism in Eukaryota, Metazoa, Arthropoda, Insecta, Lepidoptera, Nymphalidae. The record is from RefSeq and is a predicted model, not a curated record. Bases 1 to 633 code for a protein of 210 amino acids. The transcript has a single exon.